UUUUUUUUUUUUUUGAAUCUGCUUUAACCUAUUCCGCGUGCACGUAUCAUCUGUCAAUCUUUAUCUUUUCAUGAAUAAAUCUCUUUUUCAAAGAUUUUUUUCAACACGUAUCAUGUUUACCUAUAAAGAAGCUGUAGAAAAACUCAACUCUCUCCAAAGCAAUGCUUCCCUCUUGGAACAACUCAGAAAAGCAGGUCCUCGUAUGAACGAAAAGAGUUUGCCCGAGAUGAGACAAUCCUUCAAGCGUAUCGGUUAUGAACCCAAGGACUUUGAUCAGCUCAACUUGAUCCAUAUCGCAGGUACAAAAGGUAAAGGAUCAACCAGUGCCUUGACCCAAUCUAUCCUUCAUCAGUAUGACAACAAGAUUAAGACAGGGCUAUUUACUUCGCCACAUUUGGUUGCUGUACGUGAACGUAUCCGUAUUAAUGGUGUGCCACUAAGUGAAGCCAAGUUUGCACAAUACUCACAAGAAGUAUGGGACAAAUUAGAAGCCGCAAAGGCUGAGGCAUUGGCUGCUAUGAAUCUGUCAGAACAUGAAGAAAGAGAAUUGUUGAAGAACAGACGAAAUCAUCCUGAUAAGCCUGUUUAUUUCAGAUAUCUUACUUUGGUUGCUUUACAUGCAUUUGUACAAGAAAAGGUAGAUUGUGCUAUUUUAGAAGUGGGUGUAGGAGGUGAAUACGAUUCUACCAAUGUCAUUGAGACACCAGUGGUGUGUGGUAUCACAGCGCUUGGUUUGGACCAUGUCUCUAUAUUGGGUAACACAAUUGAUCAAAUUGCAUGGCAUAAAGCAGGCAUUAUCAAGCCUAAUGUACCUGUUGUCUCAUUUGAACAACCUCCUCUUGCUAUGGAAGUUGUUGAGAGAAGAGCACAAGAAAAGAAUGCACCUCUUACCGUGCUACAUGCCAAAGAUAACACCAAAUUGGAUGGUGUUGAGAUUGGUUUAGCUGGUAUUCAUCAAAAAUACAAUGCCUUGACUGCCAUUGAACUAUGCAAGAUUUGGCUAAAGAAAGUCCGUGGUAUUGAAUUCAAAGAGGAUGUUCCUGAGGAAUUCAAGAAGGGAUUAGCCCUCGUGAAAUGGCCUGGAAGAGGACAAACGCUCUCUAUUCAAGACACAAAAUAUGCUAGCAAAUCAAGUAAUGCAACAUGGUACCUCGAUGGCGCACAUACAGUUGAAAGCUUAGAAGUAUGCGCCCAAUGGUUCGAAUCUACCAUGGAAAAAGAGAACACAAGUGCUACUCGCGUGCUUGUGUUUAACUGUACGCAUGGUCGUGACAGUAGUCGUCUUUUACAGGUAAUCUCAAGCAUUCAGUCCCAUGUUCAUUUUGAUCAUGUCAUCUUUACCACCAACAUCACUUAUCGUGAAGGCUAUACCACUGAUAACACAAACUUCACUGUAUCUACAGGUGAAGCUAGCUCAGUUCAGCAAGAGCUAGCCAAGAGCUGGCUUGAGCAAGUACCUGAUUUCGAUCAAAAACACGUGCAUAUCGUAGGCACUAUUGAAGAUGCUGUCGACUUUGCUGUGGACCUUUCUCAGCAGUCCGAUAAGCAAGUGCAAGUAUUGACUACAGGCAGUCUCAUUAUGGUGGGCAAUACCUUGACUGUCCUUGGUUUUGAACCACAAUAAAAAUAAUUUUUAACCUUUUUUCCGU
Gilbertella persicaria is the source of this 1649-nucleotide messenger RNA. Its product is annotated as Mur ligase. The record is from RefSeq and is a predicted model, not a curated record. The coding region runs from base 71 to 1624 and encodes 517 amino acids. Gene Ontology annotation, molecular function: ATP binding; tetrahydrofolylpolyglutamate synthase activity. The transcript has 3 exons. Lineage: Eukaryota; Fungi; Mucoromycota; Mucoromycetes; Mucorales; Choanephoraceae. Gene Ontology annotation, biological process: tetrahydrofolylpolyglutamate biosynthetic process. Gene Ontology annotation, cellular component: mitochondrion; cytoplasm; cytosol.